AUGUACAUGCACACUUCAGUUCCCUCGUUUGUGUUUGCUGUACAGCCGACGAGUGACCGUCUUAGAUCCCUCAAUGCAAAUCAGCUUCUUCUCAGCCUCAGCCCUCGCCAUAAUACAGCAACUUCGAUGGCACCUCGUCUAAUCUCGCCCUCGGUCAACGUAUCCGACUGCCAGAUUCAGCCCCGCGGAUCGGGUUCUCUCAUCCCUCGUUCCUUAAACAGUGAAGCUACAACUGGGCCAACUACUUGCCCAAAGACUUUAACCACCCCCAUUUCCAUUGUCCAAGCACCUCCAGUAAGUAGCUCGAUCUCUUCCGCUAGCCAUGGUUUGUUAGUUCAUUGGAAAAAAGAAAAGAUGCGCGAAUCCGUGGGCGAAGCCGAUGAUGGGCCAGAUGGAGCCGAAGAUAUGAUAUCCAGAACGUCCUUUGAAGUACAUGCCCGCAAGGAGACAGAAUCACGGGUCCCUGCUCUUGCCCCACCUAUUUUUGAUCAGCAUGAUUCUUCCAAUUGCCACAAAUACGACCAAUUAAACAAGGAUUGCGAUUCCAAUCAAGAACACCGGCUACAACACUAUCAAUGCCAACAACAGCAAAACCGGCAGCACAGACCCACACAGCAGUCGUCGAGUGUCGCUAAUUCAGAAGUCCUUGAGCCUGCCCACUUAAGCCAGGCCCUAGCUUUUGCCACUGGUGAUGACAUUGAAGUUCAGCAAAAGCUGCGCAAGCGGAAAGCAAUUUCUGAAGCAGAAGGUGAGCCAAUGCACACAGCUUUCUUUAGACAUUCAGCUAUAACAUCCCUCCUGAAAAUAUAUGCCUUUUCAUUGAAAUUUAUCUUCAAUGCCCUCCUCAUCAUAAAUAGCGCGGUUUGUUUGUAA
Molecule: messenger RNA, 873 nt
Organism: Protopolystoma xenopodis
Lineage: Eukaryota; Metazoa; Platyhelminthes; Monogenea; Polystomatidea; Polystomatidae
Source: the annotation of a GenBank genome assembly